ACACGCUGGUUCAACCAAACGUUCCCAUAUUCACGGUUAGGACGGUGUAAAGAUUUAACCGUUGCCCGGUUCACUUUUUCCUAAACCGUUUUAGUCGUUCGGCAAACUUCUCGAAUUUAAAGUCGAAGUUUAAAGAUUCGAUUCAUUCGUAACGUUGAGGUCCACCUUAAACGUUCUUGUAGAACCUUUAACUCGUCUAUGUUAAAUUUAAGUUGAAAAAGGUGAGAAAAGGAGGAAAAUAGUGUACGUUUGUGAUUGUGCUUGGUCUGUUGACCGAACCGUGUGUUGCAUUAAAUAACUGUAUCUUGUAGAAGCAUCACCAUUGGUCGACUUAUCCAUCGAGAACCUUGAAACGCCAACGGUAAAUGAUAGCGGACACCCGGAGGAUCAUUUCUAUAUUGUACGGUCGCUCAAUAUUCAUUCAUAUGAAUAUAGUGGGACCUUCGUUGGCGUUACAGAUGUCUUCGCAGUGCUUUUAGUGGGACAUUCCAGACGAUAUGCUCGCGAAAGGGCUAAUCGUUACUGUUCUGUUAUGUGCCAUCGAUAUUCCGAGGGCACGUGGCCAAGACGACUCUUUACCGGGAAACUUCCUCGCUGGUCUUCUUGAACAAUUAACAAGCACAGCGAAUUCCAAAGACUGUCCGGGUGUGUGCGUGCACUCUUUCGCGACAUUAAUAUGCAACGAUGUAAUCGAAAACACGCAAUGUCCGGGUUCAACAAAAUGUUGCAUCGAACAACCCGUAAACGCAACGGAAACCGCCACCAUGACCAUCUCGACAACCUCUAAAACAUCCACCACAGAAAGACCCACCUCCGUUCUUACAACAACAACAACCACUACGACCACACAAAAACCUCCAACUACGUCUAUAGCGAAGACCCAAAGACCUAAAGACGAUAACGAUACUACAAAAAAAUGUACAGAAAAACAAGGAGUUUGCGUAACAAAAUCGAUGGCAGAUUAUUGCGAAGCGAUAAUAACAACGGAAGAUUUGUGCAGUUCAGAAGCAAAAUGUUGCGUUUCUUUGGACACCCUCAAAAAUCAAAUUCCACCAAACGUAAUCGUCCCAAACAAAACAAGAACAAGCAGCAUACCCGUUGAAGACACAACAACCACCAUCAAAAUAACAACAUCAACCACCGAACCAAUUCACAAAUACAAAACACAACCCAUCACGAAUCACUUGCCAAAACCAUCAUUUAAACCAAAACCACCCAAAAAGCAAUGCAAAGGGGAAUGCGUCAGUGCCUUUUUAUCGUUAUUAUGCGACGAAGUUGAUUUAACAGCUGAGUGUCCCGACGAGGGAAGUUGUUGCAUGACUUCAUUUCUUGAAGAAAAUCAUUACCAAGAAAAACCAACACCACCAACAACCACAUUAAUACCAAAAGUAACCGAUCCAAAAUGUCCAGGAACGUGCCUCUUAAACGUUUUAGCAGCGUUUUGUAAACGACCAGCUUCGAUAGUACCACGCACAUCGUGCCAAAAAAAUUACGUGUGUUGUGACAAUACGAAAGUUUCAACAACCCCUAGGCCAGCACCCACACCGCCAAUGCUAAAAGUGACGACGACCGUUGAUCCGAGACCGGAAUGUCCUGGAUCGUGUAUAUUUACUUAUUUAAGUUUUACGUGUUUCAGAUACGCCGAAAUUACCGACAUAUUUAAAUGUCGCGUCCCCGGGACUCAGUGUUGCGCUCAAAAAUCGGCUAUUAGGGACGCAUCUGGUCAAAAAGGAGAAAAAAUUGUUACUACAACUUCUACGUUUUCUUCUAGUACAGAAGCUACAAUUUGGCAAAAUGUUAAUGAAUCUACAACAGUUGAAAUAAUUACAAAAACGCCACCACCUAUUCCUCAAAAACCAGCCGUUUAUAGUAAAUACGUUUGCGGCGUUAAAGGAAAUUCAAGAGUAGCUAGAGUGGUUGGAGGUGAAGAUGGUCAACCUGGUGAAUGGUGUUGGCAAGUAGCACUUAUCAAUUCACUUAAUCAAUAUCUUUGCGGUGCUGCUUUAAUCGGCACACAAUGGGUUUUAACAGCCGCUCAUUGCGUUACUAAUAUUGUUCGUUCGGGAGAUGCAAUUUAUGUAAGGGUGGGUGAUCACGAUUUAACCCGAAAAUAUGGUAGCUCCGGCGCUCAAACGCUGAGAGUAGCGACGACAUACAUUCAUCACAACCAUAACAGCCAAACUUUGGACAACGACAUCGCACUUUUGAAACUUCACGGCCAAGCAGAGUUAAAAGAAGGCGUUUGUUUGGUUUGUUUACCUGCGCGGGGAGUGAGUCAUAAAGCAGGCAAAAGAUGCACUGUAACUGGAUAUGGAUACAUGGGAGAAGCGGGACCGAUUCCUUUAAAAGUUCGAGAAGCUGAAAUUCCGAUUGUAAGCGAUACUGAAUGUAUAAGGAAAGUAAAUGCGGUGACUGAAAAGAUAUUUAUACUUCCCGCGAGUAGCUUUUGUGCUGGUGGUGAAGAAGGUAACGAUGCUUGUCAGGGUGAUGGAGGUGGUCCAUUAGUAUGCCAAGAUGAUGGAUUUUAUGAAUUGGCUGGUUUGGUAUCGUGGGGUUUUGGUUGUGGCAGAGAAAACGUGCCGGGUGUUUACGUAAAAGUGUCAGCUUUUAUAGGAUGGAUAAAUCAGAUAAUCAGCGUAAAUAAUUUGUGAAAUAAGUAAAAUGAAUUUUGUAUGUUAGGCUGACAUAGAGGCAUGUAAAUGUGUAUUUAAAAAUACUCUUAUUUAUAAAAUCAUAAAAAACACACAAUUUAGCAUACAUAUUUGUUACCAAGUAAGUAAAUUAUUAUUAUUAAUUUAA
Onthophagus taurus is the source of this 2799-nucleotide messenger RNA. The record is from RefSeq and is a predicted model, not a curated record. NCBI's taxonomy places the organism in Eukaryota, Metazoa, Arthropoda, Insecta, Coleoptera, Scarabaeidae.